Messenger RNA from Mugil cephalus (flathead mullet), 1330 nucleotides. RefSeq lists its product as uncharacterized. Lineage: Eukaryota; Metazoa; Chordata; Actinopteri; Mugiliformes; Mugilidae. Gene Ontology annotation, cellular component: external side of plasma membrane; membrane raft. Gene Ontology annotation, molecular function: protein tyrosine kinase binding; MHC class II protein binding. The record is from RefSeq and is a predicted model, not a curated record. Gene Ontology annotation, biological process: interleukin-15-mediated signaling pathway; T cell activation; positive regulation of ERK1 and ERK2 cascade. The transcript is spliced from 8 exons. Bases 20 to 1072 code for a protein of 350 amino acids.
UAUCCUUUAGUAGAAAUGAAUGAGAUCCGCCUACAUUAACACUGAAGACACAAAGAGGAGGAGACAUCAAAGAGGAAGUAGAGGAAACAUUUGUCCUCAUGAGACACUAGUACAGAGACUGAGAGAGUUCAGAGCGCGAGAAGAAGACGGAAGAACAACGGUUGAGUUCAGAUCAUUUAAAAUGUCUCUGUUCCUGAUACUGAUGCUGCCAUUAGCAGUAACUCAUGUUUCCACCAUCACUGUCAGAGUUGGAGAUGACGUCACUCUGCCUUGUGACAAAAUAAAAGAUCUGAAUGAUGAAUGUAACAGUACUACCUGGCUCUUCAGUGGUUCAAGAAAUACAUCAACACUGUUUGAAUAUGGGAAGAUUCUCAAAGACGUUGGAUCUAAAUCAAACAGACUGAGUGUUACAUCAAACUGUUUACUGGUUAUAAAGAAUGUCACAGAUGAGGAUGAUGGUCGUUACACCUGCAGACAGUUCGAUAAAUCAGGACGACAAGUUACAGACUCUGGUGUUGAUCUGUCUGUUAACAAUGAAACAACAACAACAAUAUCAACAACAACAAAGAAGAAAGCUGCUGCGACCACAAAGACAGUAGCAACAUCAUCUAAAACUCAAUCACCUCCACCUCCAAUAACAACUAAAAUGGCAACGACACACAACAACACACCUGAUCAACCAUCAACAACAGUCACAGAUGAGUCUGGCUCCAACACAACCACGGUUACUGUGACCGUUGUAGCUGUGAUUUUAGCAGCUUUCAUAAUAACUGUCGUAGCUGUCGUCAGAUGGAAGAAAACCAAAGGAAACAGAACACAGACGAAUGAAAACACUGAACUGAAUGUAAAGCCUGAAGGGAUUCGACCUGCUCCAGAAACCAGUCGGCUAGACACGGCUGAUGCUGCAGAUGAUGUUUACUACUCCUCCAUCAGCUACAUCAAGGACACCAACAGUAAAGCCAGGGAUAAGUCUAAUGAAGGUGAUUUAGGUGCCUACAGCACUGUCAAAGCUCCGUCCACUUCAGUUGCAGCCUCCACUGAUUCCAACUGCUUGUACUCCACCAUCACAUGAAAGAACCUAUGAGAGGAUCCAGUAUGGUUUGACUUUUUUACACUGUUGUGAUAUUAGGAUUUUAACAUGUAGUGAUGUUUUUCUUGUUUAUGAGUCAGUUUGAUGAAAAUUUAAAUGACUGCUGUAAACUAUUUGUCCAGUAGGGGGUGUAGUUUUACUGCUACGUUACUGUAUAUCAGUGUUUGUACUGGUGCUGCUGUGCAGGGGAUGAUUAUACGCUUUUAUAAGUUUUCUGGUGUAAGUUAGUAAUAAAUUCAA